AUGCCGCCGCUCGUGUCCACUGCCGCGUCUGCACGUACAGCCGGUUCAACUGGUCUUGUUCUCUUCUUGAUUGAUUGCAGCCGCGACAAAAAACACGGCUCUCGUCAGACCAUCAAAACCGGCAACCCACCCGAGUCGAGACGGACGACAACUCAGAGCUCCCGCAUCCCGCAAGCAAGCAAACAAACUCAAACAAAAAUAGCCACCCAGGGCCGAGCCGACAGGAUGGGCAUCAGGAGCAUGUUCCGCCGAGGGGACGGCGAGAGCAAGAAUGAGAAGAAGCUCAAGUACGACACCAUCUGGGCUCGAGAAUAUCUUUUGGAUCCCUUGAAUGCGCCUGAGCCCAGCCAAGAAACAGGCCUGGGCACAUCGCACAUCAACCCCUACAUCGCUGCAGCCAGGGAGAGGGUGGCCGAGGCCGAGGCCCAGGCCAUCAUCAAGGAAACCCGCCGACACGUCGAGUUGCAAAAGCAGGCCACCUCGCCUCGCCGUCCCCAGCAUCGAUAUCCCACCCCUCCACCUUCGGCCAGUCCCACUCGUUGCAGCUGCCACCAAGACCUCGACGGCGACUUCGGCCACGACUUGGACCCGUUUGCGACGUCAUACUUCCCAUGCCAUUUCAACCUGCGUCGACGGCCUUCCACCGACUCUGACUCCGACUCUACUUCUACCCCUGCCUCGACACCUCGGAUCGUCAACCUUCGCAAGAGCAUCGCCAGCGCCGGCCACGUCAUCCGCGCCGAACACAACAACCACCACCACAGCCGCCGCACUCACUCUUUCUACGAACCUCCUCCAUCUCCAUCCCGCCGCAGCCACGUCGGCCUUACCGUCGAUACCUUACCAUCGAUCCCGAGGGGCUGUGACUCCCACUCCCGCUCCCACUCCCGCCCCGUGUAUCCGCCCACCCAGCUUGACAGUGCCCUGGACAAGGCCCGUCGAAUCUGCCAAGACACCAGCAAUUAUCCUGACCCUUACAGUCAACCUCGCCGAAAAAUCCGCCCUCGCGAGCGAUUUCCUGGAGACAUGUCCCACCGACCGCUCGACAUGCUCAAGCUCGAGGCAAGGGCCGCCGAUCGGCCUCGUCGCCAUCGCAAGCGCAUUUCAGACACGGACACAAUUGACGCCCUCGACACAAUUGGUGGCGCCUACCAUCAUGGCGGUCCCUACGACGCAACUCUGAUCAGUCGCAAUCUGAACAAGAAGUAUUCCCCCGUCGCGGCCGUGCGAGAGUCCAACAUGGAGGCCAUCCGCGCGACACCCCGCGAGAACAUCAUGGAUUCGUUGAUAAAACACGUUCCCCUUCAAGGCGUUGCUUCCAUUCCCAGCGGUGCGCGCGACUCCAGUGGUCGACUAAUGCGCUAUCGGGAAGGCGCCGACUUGAUGAGGGAGCCUGAUGCCGAGGGCGGCGCGUACAAGCGAUGGGACGGCCUCCAAUACCACCCGGACGAUCUCAAGGGAAAGGGCGAACCGUCCUUCACGCUGGAGCGCGACCUGAAGAGAGGAAAGCGUCAUAGGCAACACUUGAGCGAGGCUGAUGCCUUCGAGAUGCGACCCAGCGCCCGCGUCUUCUCCAGGCAAGCGGGAGGCCACUCCCGGAGCGUCAGCCAUAACGGCGAGGGCUCAUCAAGCGGCGUCACCUUCUCCGACAACGCAGACGGGGUGUUGCGCCGAACCUACUCCUCCGGCAAAAAGUUUGGCGAGGGACUCAAGCGGCGCUUUGGCGGCCUACAUCGGAAGGAGGAGAUGCCGUCUGUGACAAUGUCCUAG
Metarhizium album ARSEF 1941 is the source of this 1770-nucleotide messenger RNA. RefSeq names its product Pal1 cell morphology. The transcript is spliced from 4 exons. NCBI's taxonomy places the organism in Eukaryota, Fungi, Ascomycota, Sordariomycetes, Hypocreales, Clavicipitaceae. Gene Ontology annotation, cellular component: cytoplasm. Bases 1 to 1770 code for a protein of 589 amino acids. The record is from RefSeq and is a predicted model, not a curated record.